Molecule: messenger RNA, 836 nt
Organism: Nematolebias whitei (Rio pearlfish)
Lineage: Eukaryota; Metazoa; Chordata; Actinopteri; Cyprinodontiformes; Rivulidae
Gene: cfap20
Product: cilia and flagella associated protein 20
Exons: 6
Coding region: 76-660 (194 amino acids)
Biological process (GO): cilium assembly; positive regulation of cell motility; regulation of cilium beat frequency involved in ciliary motility
Cellular component (GO): ciliary basal body; motile cilium
Source: RefSeq, a predicted model, not a curated record
AGAACCAGUAGCGCCGGGGAACCGGAAGUACAGUCUGUAAACAGUGCGCAAGACUCCCUAUGUAAACUAAAAACGAUGUUUAAGAACACAUUCCAAAGCGGAUUUUUAUCCAUUUUAUACAGCAUUGGCAGCAAACCGCUUCAAAUAUGGGACAAGAAGGUGAGAAAUGGACAAAUCAAGAGAGUUACAGAUAAUGACAUACACUCCAUUGUGUUGGAACUCGAGGGAGCAAACGUCAGCACCACCUAUAUAACAUGUCCUGCAGACCCCAAGAAGACCCUCGGCAUUAGACUUCCAUUUUUGGUCAUGAUCAUCAAGAACCUUAAGAAGUACUUCACAUUUGAAGUCCAGGUGUUGGAUGAUAAAAACGUUCGGCGACGGUUUCGUGCGAGUAACUAUCAGAGCACGACUCGAGUGAAGCCGUUCAUCUGCACCAUGCCGAUGAGGCUGGACGACGGCUGGAACCAGAUUCAGUUUAACCUGUCGGACUUCACCAGGAGGGCCUACGGGACCAACUACACCGAGACGCUGCGAGUACAGAUUCAUGCAAACUGUCGAAUCAGAAGGGUGUAUUUCUCAGACAGGCUGUACUCUGAAGAUGAGCUACCAGCUGAGUUUAAACUCUAUUUACCCGUCCAGAACCAGAAGACAAAGCAGUAGAGCUUCUUGAGCUGCGCCGCUCCCCAGACGUGACGUGAAGUUUAUCUUUUGGAUUAAUGUGUAGAUAGUAACUGAUUGUGAUUGUAAAAUAGGGUUUUGAGGGACACUUUGUGUUGUUUCCUGCACAAUAAAGGCUUUUAAAGAUUUAUUUCUUGUAAAAUUUUUCAUUUUAUUGA